Messenger RNA from Tachysurus fulvidraco (yellow catfish), 4931 nucleotides. RefSeq lists its product as uncharacterized. Gene Ontology annotation, biological process: protein demethylation; regulation of transcription by RNA polymerase II. Gene Ontology annotation, molecular function: DNA binding; histone demethylase activity; zinc ion binding. NCBI's taxonomy places the organism in Eukaryota, Metazoa, Chordata, Actinopteri, Siluriformes, Bagridae. The coding region runs from base 472 to 2892 and encodes 806 amino acids. The record is from RefSeq and is a predicted model, not a curated record. The transcript is spliced from 11 exons.
GACAGACAGACAGAGGGAGAGAGAGAGACAGAGGGAGGGAGAGAGAGACAGAGGGAGGGAGAGAGAGACAUUUACGGAUUAUGAUAUAAAUAUAAUAGUUAUAUUUCUAGUAAUUCACGGUGUUAUUUACACUCAGUACAAACCUGCACCAGCACAACGAAUCUGUUCAUCAUCAUUAUUAUUAUUAUAGUGAGUGAGUGAGAGAGAGAGAGAGAGAGAGAGAGAGAGAGAGAGAGAGAGAGAACACAUGUAAAGCGAGCGACUGAGAGGGGACGAGAAAAAGGGAAGGCAAGAGAAAAAGGCGAAAGCAACAAGGAAGCGCUCCCUGUAUCCUGCGUCCCUCCGAGCGCCUGAGCUUUACUGCUGCACAUUAGUAUUAUUAUUGUUCUGUUUUUUACAACUGAACCGAAUCAUUUCUGAUGCGCGCGCCGGGACGAUGCGACUCGGCGCUAAUCACAGAGUGUAGAGGUGAUGUCGGGCAGUAAGGCUCUGGGGGGGGCGAGGCGGCGCCGUACCCGUUGCCGGCGCUGUCAGGCCUGUAUGCGCUCCGAGUGCGGAGAGUGUCACUUCUGCAAGGACAUGAAGAAGUUUGGGGGACCAGGACGCAUGAAACAGUCCUGUCUACUGAGACAGUGUACUGCUCCUGUGCUUCCUCACACGGCGGUGUGCUUUGCGUGUGGAGAAGCGGGGAAGGAGGACACUGUGGAGUCUGAGGAGGAGAAGUUCAGUCUCUCUCUGAUGGAGUGUACCAUCUGCAAUGAGAUCAUCCACCCCAGCUGCCUUAAGAUGGGUAAAGCAGAAGGCAUCAUUAACGAUGAGAUCCCGAACUGCUGGGAGUGUCCCAAAUGUCACAAGGAGGGCAAAACCAGUAAGGAUGGUGAUGGUUUAGGGAAGCGGCGGUUAGAUAACGGUGAAGUCGGUCGGUGGAAGCUCACAGACGAUCCGCCUCCGAGCAAAAAGAAACCUCCGUCUGCAGAGGAGACGCGCCAGGAUGGGCAGAAACGCAAGAAGGAGAAGGAGCUGUCUCAGGACAGCGGGCCUAAGAAGAAGAUGAAAGGCGCUCGGGAAAAACACCUGAAAAAGCAGAAACAGAAGCCGAACUCUUCUGACUCUGUUGAGACAAACGGGCCAAACUCCACCUCUGGGGUUCAAGGGUCAGCCGGCGUGGGCUCAACGACGCAACCGCCGUCUUCAACCUCCAAUCAGGAUCAGCGUUCUCACCACCGGGAGAAACUGGAGCGGUUUAAACGCAUGUGCCAGCUGCUGGAGCGCACCAGAGAUUCAUCCUCCUCCUCUUCUUCUUCCUCCAGCUCAGAGUCAGACUCGGAUUCUGACUCGGACUCAGAUUCGGCGUCUCCUGGCGGUGCUUCUGAACCGUCGUCCCCGGCGACGACAUACAACUCCCGGGAGAGAGAGCGUGAGAGAGAACGUGAGCGAGAACGUGAACGAGAGAGGAAUCGCCGUCUGGCUGAACUGGGCUUCAGCGCAAGUGACGACUCCGAAGGUGAGAGGACGGGAAAUGAACAGGAACAGGAAGUGACAUCAGAGGAAACUCAGCAACAACAGCAGCGCAGCCGGAAAUCCGAAAACACUCCGAGGGGACGCAAACCGGUUGCAGUGUCCGAGAUCGAGGACGAGGACGCAGCAGGGGGCGGAGAGAAAAACAGAAAACCAGGACUGCUGACUCCGCCCUCUCCGUCAGCCCUUUCCUCCAGUCAGCACCAGCCUUCCAUAGGCCACACCCACUCAGAGGGCGUGUCAAAACGCAGCAACGGACAGGAAGUGUCACGGAAUGGGCGGACACGGAUGGAGAAAGAGAACGCCAAGGGUAACAGUGGAGGCACUAAUUCUAACGCUAAUCAUCGACACCAGGCUAACAAAACAGGCCGCGCUGGAAAAAUGCGGAGUGGGACGAAGCAGUCUACGACGCAGACGACAGGAAGUGGGACCGCAAACGGAGGAAACGGAGGCGUCCUCCUAUCCAGUCCGGCAUCCCGCAUCGCAGCCCAGCUGACGUUUAUCUCUCCGCCCAGAGCGGUGCAGAUGGAGAGGCACCUGGUGCGUCCUCCGCCUGCCUGUCCCGAGCCACACUGCCUCCUGCUGGACAGCGGGGCGUCUCACGUCCUUCCUCGAGACGUCUGGCUCAGAGUGUUUCAGCACCUUAACCACAAACAGCUGUGUCUCUGCAUGAGGGUGUGCAGGACAUGGAGCCGCUGGUGCUGCGAUAAAAGACUGUGGACUCGGAUCGAUCUCAGCCGUCAGAAGUCCAUCACCCCCCCAAUGCUGAGUGGUAUAAUCCGCCGCCAGCCUGUCGCCCUCAAUCUGGGUUAUACCAAUAUCUCCAAAAAACAGCUCAUGUGGCUCAUCAACCGCUUACAAGGUCUGUUGGAGUUGAAUGUAUCGGGCUGUCCAUGGUCUUCUGUCUCGGCUCUGUGUCAGACGGUUUGUCCCUGUCUGCGUCUGCUGGAUCUGAGUCGAGUCGAAGACCUAAAAGAUUCACACCUGAGGGAACUUCUGGCCCCGCCCAACUCUGACACGCGCACAGGAGAGAGUAGGGGUGGGCGGUUCCAGAAUGUUACUGAGCUGCGAUUGGCUGGUUUGGAGGUGACGGAUGCAGCAUCUCGGCUGCUGGUUCGCUACCUGCCUCACCUGACCAAACUGGACCUGAGUCAGUGUGGACAAAUCACAGACCAAACCAUCAACACACUCACAUCCCCUAUAUCCCCUCUGAGAGAGAGUCUCACACACGUCAACCUCGCAGGCUGUGUGAAGGUGACAGAGCAGUGUUUACCGUUGCUGAGGCGGUGUGUGUCACUGCAGAGCGUGGACCUGCGCUCGUGUGGUCUCCUCCCCCCUGAGACAGAUGACAGACUGCUGCUGAAGAACAGCUAGACUCUCCAUGCACACUACAGCCUACAGCACGCCGCCAAAAGAGACGCAGCCCACGGACCCAAGCAUACGCACUCUGACGGGGCACCGGGUGGGGGAGGGGUAGUGUUGGAUCGUGGGGGUUCAGGGGGUAGGGAGGGGGUGGAUUGGAGAGGGAGCGUGACCAAUCACAAAAAAAAACCUUUUUCUUGCUGCAGUUGUUUAUUUGUGAAAAUGGACUUAUGGACAAGCUAGCAUGUAAAUAUUCAGUAUCGUGUGUGUGUGUGUGUGUGUGUGUGUGUGUGUGUGUGAGAGGGAGAGUUAGUGUUUUCUGCUCAGCAGCCCACCCAUCAUCCUCCAGGUCUGUCCCAACCCCAACCUCCCGUACACACUUUACACUCUAAUGUAUUUGAAACAUUUGCACUAUGUAGUGAACUUCGUACACAGAAUGUAUCCAUCACUAGACAGGACAGAGACGACAAAAACAAAUAACCCAAAGCAACCAAACACAAAAAGAUGAGCCAGAGUCACAGACCGAUGGAGUCCGGGUGGGCUGGUGUGUGUGUGUGUGUGUGUGUGUGUGUGUGUGUGUGUGUGUGUGUGUGUGUGUGUGUGUGUGUGUGUGUGUGUGAUGUAAACAGUGUUAAUGUAUCUAUUGCUGAUGGGGUGACCGCAGCCCGUUUGUUUCCCCUUCGAUUUGAGGACCUCGCUAUCCCAUAAGUCUGAGCCUGAAAGGGUGGGGUUUGUGAUGGAAGGGGCCAUGGCCACUCCUCCUCUUCCUCUUCCUCACCAUCUCCACCCUUCUGUUCGUGCCAUUCACCCUUUCAUCUUCCUUCUCUUUUCUUUCACACCACUUUUCCAGUGCCAUGUUUCAUUUUCCAGAGUAAGUGAACUUCGCCUGUGGAUCAGACUUCAGCCGGGAGAAAGACACACACACACACACACACAAACACACACACACACACGCACGCACACACGCACACAGGCACCAGGGCCGAUCUUCCUCACUCCGUUAACUUUGUUCUUUAUUUGAUUUUGUUUUGGUUUAUUUCGACCAGCAUUGCACUGAGAACAAACAGGAACAUUUUAACAGGUGAUGGGAUUCAGACGUUUAUAAACAGCUUUUCUUUUCCUUACUGAAACACUUCCAUCUCCCUCCAGUUGAUUUCAUUGAGGCGGGUACUCGAAGCUGCUAAUCUGACCUCUGACCUCCUGUAAGAACGCUCUCUCUGUUGGUGCUGAUUGUGGGAGGGGUUUGUCCCAAAUCACUGAAGCUGAUCUGGGGGUGUGUCCCAAAUCGUGCUCAGUAUACUCACUGAGCCAAACAAACAAACACAAACAUAUAAAAUCACCACAGAUCAGCAUCGAUCUUUCUCCUAACUCGCUGCUUUAUGUCCUACUGUUGAUCUUGGUUUUUAGAGCUGAGGAAGUGUGUGCGCUUGGUGUAAACGGGGGUCCGAGGGGCUUCCAUUACGUUUAAAUUGCAGGUCUUUUGGUGGAAAAGUGCCAGUGAUAAGGAUUUACUGACUCCAUGCUGUCUCUGUGCGCGUGUCCUGUAACCUCCCAGCUGUUUGGUGUUUGUUUACAGGGUCCAACACUUUCCAGAUGUUUUUCGUGGCUUCAUCAGACAAAAUAAAUCCUCUCUCUCCUCCACGUGUUAUGACAUCACUGCUGAUUUGCAUAUCAUUAUGGUGUGGAUUCCAGUGAUGAUAUGAAUGGUAUUAAACCAGCUUGUUCCACCAUAUCGAGUGUUUCAGGUCUCCAUCAUCAUCAUCAUCAUCAUCAUCAUCAUGUGACUUUAAUCUCUUGCCAAAUUUCCUAUUUUGGUUUUUGUUCAGGGGCAUUGUGUGUGUGUUUGUUAUUUUUUAAUCAACUUCUUUACUGUCUUUUAAUUUUUUGUUUUCUUUCUUAUUCUUUUAUUCAUUGUUUCCUUCUUUGUGUCGAUCAAAGCGAGGGCAAGAAUUAAAAUAAUGAGAAAAAAAGAGAAAAAACCUCAAGGCAGCUACUUUGAGUGACUACUGUAAAAUGACUAACUAAAAUAAAGACAGUGGGGUUUGUUUUUA